CUGAUUUUCACUUUAUCAUCAAGCUCUCACCGAACAAGACCUGACUCCUUCUGCACGUGUUAAAAUACUAAGGAAACGCCUAAAGGGAAGACUCAGUCGGACACACUCUCUAAAAUGGCUACCCCGAAUGAAGCCGACAUUGCCGGAGAGGAAAAGGGCCUCGAGGGCCAAUCUGUUUCGAAGGAAGAUCCACCGCCUGCGGCAGUGGUACCCAAAGUGCCCAAAGCGCCCAAUGAUCCCAAUGAUCCCGAAUCUCUAACCCUGGAGGAGAGGAGGGACUCUGUGGCACAGAUGGUGGAGGACAUCAACGUACAGUUGAAAAAAUUGUUGAAAAAAACGAUCAUGAUGCUGGAGAUACCAGAACCUCUCCUGAAGAAGAAGAAACUCGGGGUAGUGUCCACCAUGAUCCCCUCCCGUAGGGCACCCAAGUUGAAGCGCAGAGAUGUGAGGAGAGUGAUCAUGGGCCUCGCGGCGCAUCGUGCACACCUGCACUCCGAAUCUAUUAUCAACCACCACGAAUAAGAAAGCUACUUUGUAAAUUGAACUGCUGAAUAUAGGAUUGACUACUCCCUUUGCACCUGUAUAAAUAAAACAUGCAAACACUCGCCUUGUUCUAUAGAACAAGGUUCAUCACUA
This is a messenger RNA of Drosophila mauritiana, 636 nucleotides long. RefSeq lists its product as uncharacterized. The record is from RefSeq and is a predicted model, not a curated record. The coding region runs from base 115 to 522 and encodes 135 amino acids. Lineage: Eukaryota; Metazoa; Arthropoda; Insecta; Diptera; Drosophilidae. The transcript has 2 exons.